This is a messenger RNA of Gloeophyllum trabeum ATCC 11539, 786 nucleotides long. RefSeq lists its product as uncharacterized. The record is from RefSeq and is a predicted model, not a curated record. Bases 1 to 786 code for a protein of 261 amino acids. NCBI's taxonomy places the organism in Eukaryota, Fungi, Basidiomycota, Agaricomycetes, Gloeophyllales, Gloeophyllaceae. The transcript is spliced from 2 exons.
AUGUUAAUCCCGUCCCAUUUCCAUCCACUCGACUCCGCCGAUCACGAUGCCAACAACGCAGGCGCGUACUGCAUCCUCUUCCUCGCCGCCUCGCACAUCCUCCUCCGGCGCAAGCGCGGCCACCGCCUGCGCGACCCGCUCGUCUGGGCCAACACCGCGCUCUUCCUCACCUGCUCCGCCCACUUUGCCCUCGAGUUCAACCACUUCCACACCACGCUCGCCGCCACCGGCGUCCCCGGCUACGCCAACGAGACCAAGCCGCUCUUCGCCGCCGACCUCUUCAUCUCGCUCGCCGACUUGCUGGGAGAUUUCGUCCUCAUCUACCGAUGCUACCUCGUCUGGGGCCGCGCGUGGUGGGUGACGGUGCUGCCCACGCUGACCGCCGUUGCCGGGUUCGCAUGCAUCAUGGAGCUCCUCCACCUCCUCCUCUCGAUCAACCCCUCCUCGCCCACCGCCCCGCCGCAGAUCGUCCCGCUCGGCAUCGCCGGCUACGUCCUCCCGCUCUCCACCAACGUCUUCGUCACCGCCCUCAUCGCCGCGCGCAUCUUCUGGAUCGCGCGCGCGAGCCGCGAGUACUCCGACCUCACCUCGUCCGCGCAGACCGUGCACCGCGCGAUCAACGUCGUCGUCGAGAGCGGCGCGCUCUACCUCGCCGUGCAGCUCACCUUCGUCGUGCUCUUCGCGAUGCAGCACCCCGCGCAGGCGAUCCUCGCCGUCAUCGCGGUCCAGGUCUACGUGAGUCUCUCGCCCCUCCCCCUCCCCCUCCCCCUCCCCCGCCCCCGCUGA